AUGCAGAAUAUUGUUUUCAAAGUGGAAAACAUUUGCUGUAAAGCCUUCCAGAAGAAACUGAAGAAAGAUUUAUCAAAAAUUCCUGGUGUGAAUAAGGUUUCUAUAGAUUCAGAAAGGAGUCUUGUUCUUGUUAAAGGCAAAGUGGAUCCUAUGUUUGUCACAGCUAUUAUAGCAAAAUUAGGCAAAAAUGCAGAAAUUUUGUCCCAUGACAGACAACCUAGGAAUGGCAGAGAAUAUGUUGAUCAAGAACACCCGAAAGGGGUGCACAAAAACUGUUCUUGCCAAGAUUUUAAUGGCCACAAGAUGGAAGAAAACUUUCACAGAUUUCAUGAUCACGUUAAUCGACAUGGUCCCAAGAUAGACGAAAAUUUCAAUAGAUUUCGGAAUCACGUUCCACCAGAGGCUGGCGACCAUGUAUGUAGAGAUGAACACUGCAAAAUUCAUCAUCCAAGGAAUAUGUAUCGCGAUCACAUGCCUGAGAGGGAAAGUGCAGGCAUGUUUGGUCAUUUUGCACAGGGACAUUAUCAUGGGACAAAUUUUAGGUUUCGAGAUGGGCAUUAUCCAUUCAUGGAUGACACGUACCUUCAGCCACCGAGGAUGCCACGGCCUGCUGCAUAUGGUUUCGGUUCAGAAAGGCCAAUGCCUACAUAUGAUGAUGGCUUCACCUCAUUCAAUGAUGAGAAUGCACGAAGCUGCUCAAUAAUGUAA
Molecule: messenger RNA, 708 nt
Organism: Fraxinus pennsylvanica
Lineage: Eukaryota; Viridiplantae; Streptophyta; Magnoliopsida; Lamiales; Oleaceae
Source: the annotation of a GenBank genome assembly